AUGUUAUCCUCACUCUUAUUGCUCGUAUUAGCCGGUAUUGCGAUGGCCCUAGCACCGCCACUGACGGUGCAGUACCAAUUUCCAACAGUAAUAUCCGAUGAUGUGAAAGUGCCAGUGGUUCUAGGAGUCAUGUCUCGCUGCCCAGAUGCAAUUCUGUGCGAAUCUGUGUUCAAUCGCGUAUUACAAAGAGUAGGCGACAAAGUAGAAAUUUCAUUGUCGUUCAUCGCAAACCCAAACGCCUCGGAGCCCUUUUAUGGUGUAACUUGCAAGCAUGGGCAAGCGGAGUGUGCCGGAAAUGUGCAACAGUUGUGCGCUGCCAAAUAUCACUCUACUUCUGAAUGGUGGUCCUUUGUGCAGUGCCAAAACUUUCAGGGGCGUGAUAAUAUCGGCACGCCAGAAACUGCCCUCAACUGCGCCAACGCAGCGGGAAUCAACUGGGAAAACGGCAAGGCUGGUCAAUGCGCAGGAAGAGACGGCCGUGGAACAGAAGGAAUACAACUUUUGCAACAGAGCACCAGGGAUAGCAUCGCAGCUGGGAUCCAGAAAAGCUGCACGAUCAUCAUCAAUGGCCGACAAGUAUGUAUACGGGAUGGCACUUGGUAUGACUGCGAGGGCGGUCAUUCACCGGCAGAUUUCAUCAGACAAAUCAACGCAGAGUAUGACAGACUCAACAGCGCGGACUAA
This is a messenger RNA of Suillus fuscotomentosus, 684 nucleotides long. RefSeq lists its product as uncharacterized. NCBI's taxonomy places the organism in Eukaryota, Fungi, Basidiomycota, Agaricomycetes, Boletales, Suillaceae. The transcript is spliced from 4 exons. Bases 1 to 684 code for a protein of 227 amino acids. Gene Ontology annotation, molecular function: oxidoreductase activity, acting on a sulfur group of donors, disulfide as acceptor. The record is from RefSeq and is a predicted model, not a curated record.